GCUAAUUAGACUUUGCACAAACUUCAGCAAAAGCACAACAAACCUAAAAAAAAAUCAAAACAUUACAAAAUGUCGGCAUAUUUGGCACUCGCUUUGGUAUUCGCCACCGUUUGUUUGAUCCUCUGCCAAGCAGCUCCUGCGCCCGGCGAGUAUCUGCUGGAUGCCCAGACGGCUAUAAACAAAAUUAUUGCUGCCUACAAUCGCAUACCAGGGCGCUCAAUUGUGUAUCCCUGGGAGGUGGCAACUGUUAUUGACCCCAACACAUUUGUGGUCAACUACCACUAAGCCCCCGAAGUUGUUGUGUUUAUAGUAAUUAGUUU
Messenger RNA from Drosophila busckii, 320 nucleotides. RefSeq lists its product as uncharacterized. The record is from RefSeq and is a predicted model, not a curated record. The transcript has 2 exons. The coding region runs from base 70 to 285 and encodes 71 amino acids. Lineage: Eukaryota; Metazoa; Arthropoda; Insecta; Diptera; Drosophilidae.